UCUGAUAAAAAAAAAAGGACUCGGAAGGAAAAUCGGGUCAUUAGAACUCAGACCAGGAUCCUCCACCCUGAUCCGGCUCCUCACACCCCGCAGACCCCGCAGACCCCGCAGCUCUCUGGACCAUGGCUUUCAACCAGACUCCGUUUUAUAACCCGCCAAUCCCGUUCACCGGAUCGAUCCAGGGCGGCCUGCAGGAGGGGAAGUCUAUCAGCAUCAGUGGACGAGUCCAGCAUGGCGUCGACAGGUUUCAUGUGAACUUACAGUGCGGCUCCGCGCCUGGGACAGACAUCGCGCUCCACGUUAACCCGCGUUACGAUAGCCACCCUUACGUGGUCACCAACACCUUCCAGAACGGCCGCUGGGGCACCGAGGAGAGGAAGCAAAACUCGCCCUUCCAUCGUGGCUCUCCUUUCACCCUGCUCAUCACAGUGUCCCGUGAUUCCUACCAGCUGAUCGUGAACGGCUCCCACUUUAUGGAUUACAGGCAUCGUAUCCCAUUUCAAAGGGUGGACACCAUCGCAGUUGGCGGGGUGGUGGAGAUUUCCAACAUUGCCUUUCAAAGCCCAGCGUUUGGCUUUCCAGCUCAGCCCGGAUUCCCUUCACAGCCUUCAUUUCCGUCUCAUCCCGGAUUCCCAGGUCAUCCCGGAUUUCCAGCACAACCUGGUUUUCCAGGGAUGCCUGGAUUUCCUGCACAACCUGGUUUUCCAGGGCAGCCUGGAUUUCCCGCACAACCUGGUUUUCCAGGGCAGCCUGGAUUUCCAGCACAGCCUGGAUUUCCUGCUGCAGCUCCUGUGGUUCCUUACAAGAGUCCCAUCAGUGGAGGAUUCAGACGGGGCAGGACCAUCACGAUCCAGGGAUCUGUGCACCCUAAUGCCAAAAGGUUCUGUGUGAAUCUCAGCCACUCCUCUGGCAUCGCUCUGCAUUACAACCCGCGCUUCGACGAGAACACGGUGGUCCGAAACACCAAGCAGCGGGGCAACUGGGGCUCCGAGGAGCGCGGCGGCGGGAUGCCCUUCUACCAAGGACAACCUUUUACACUGGUGAUCACCUGUGAGCACCACUCCUUCAAGAUCGUGGUCAACGGGAUGCAGACUCACGAGUACCGGCACCGCUUCACUCAGCUGCAAAGCAUCACGUCUCUGGAGAUCGAAGGCGACGUCUCCCUUACCUCCGUGAGCGUGUAGCGAUCCGGGACCGGGCCACGACCACGCCCAGUCCAUCUGGUUCACUGCUUGUUUAACUGCAGUUAUUCAUUCUCAUUUUUAUGACAUAUUACAUUAUCUGGAAAUAGCUAAAAUCCUCCUGUUACGAUCAGCUUGAGAAUAAAGUUCAGCUGGACUUUC
Messenger RNA from Salarias fasciatus (jewelled blenny), 1343 nucleotides. RefSeq names its product galectin-9-like. The transcript has 8 exons. The record is from RefSeq and is a predicted model, not a curated record. Gene Ontology annotation, biological process: positive regulation of gene expression; negative regulation of CD4-positive, alpha-beta T cell proliferation; negative regulation of type II interferon production. NCBI's taxonomy places the organism in Eukaryota, Metazoa, Chordata, Actinopteri, Blenniiformes, Blenniidae. Gene Ontology annotation, cellular component: cytosol; nucleus. Gene Ontology annotation, molecular function: carbohydrate binding; galactoside binding. Bases 123 to 1184 code for a protein of 353 amino acids.